Amphimedon queenslandica is the source of this 1630-nucleotide messenger RNA. Its product is annotated as endoglycoceramidase-like. NCBI's taxonomy places the organism in Eukaryota, Metazoa, Porifera, Demospongiae, Haplosclerida, Niphatidae. Gene Ontology annotation, biological process: polysaccharide catabolic process. Gene Ontology annotation, molecular function: hydrolase activity, hydrolyzing O-glycosyl compounds. The transcript is spliced from 15 exons. The coding region runs from base 61 to 1533 and encodes 490 amino acids. The record is from RefSeq and is a predicted model, not a curated record.
AGCUGACUAUUGGAAAAGAAUGCUCAGUUGCUGAAUCUGUAUUUUGCAUUAAAAAAGCUGAUGAUGUUUUGCUAUUAUGUCCUUCUUCUUUUGCAGCUCUUUUCUGUUGGCUUAUCUUCAGCUCAAGAUCAAAUUGAGUGCUACAAUGUGAAUACCACUACAAACAAAAUGGUCGAUAACUUUGGAAGAGAGAGAUACUUUCAUGGGAUCAAUGUCGUUGUGAAAGGACCACCCUGGAUCCCAAACACUCAGAAAUUUAGUAGUGACUGGUCAUUUACUGAUGAAGACAUGAAACUUUUGAAUGAACUUGGUGUUAACGUAGUAAGGCUUGGAAUGAUGUGGCCAGGAGCUGAGCCUGUCAAAGACCAGUUCAAUGAAACAUAUUUCAGCAUUGCCAAAGAUAUAGUUAACAAGGCUGCUAAUUACAGCAUUAACAUAUUGCUUGACAUGCAUCAAGAUGUACUGUCAGCAAGAUUUUGUGGAGAAGGAGUUCCAGAUUGGAUCAUUGAUCCAGAAGUUGCUAAGAAUUUCCCAGAACCAUUAUCUCGUCCAUACAUAGUUGAUAAUGCAACAGGCCAUCCAACGUCAGAGGAUUGUGCUAAGCAUGCUUGGGCUGAGUAUUAUCCAACUGAAGCAACUAGUGCAAUGUUCCAGCAGAUUUAUGACAACAAAAAUGGUCUUUUGGAUGAGCUGAAAGAAUUUUGGGUCAAAGUUGCCACUGAAUUCCAAAAUUUUUCAAAUGUUGUUGGCUAUGAACUUAUCAACGAGCCAUGGGCUGGAGAUAUCUAUCGUGACCCGUUACUAGCCUGGCCUCAAGUUGCAGAUAAAAAGAACUUAGCUCAUGUUUAUGACACUCUGAGUACUGCAAUAUGGAAUGUUGACCCUUGUCAUAAUGUCUUUUUUGAAUCAGUCACGUGGGAUGAAUGGACAGUUGGAUUUGAGGCUGUCCCUGGUGGCAAGGGAAAUGAGCACAGGAGUGUACUCUCAUAUCACUUUUACAUUCCACCUGAUAUUGAGGCAUCCGUAUCAUUUGAUUAUCGGAUGAAGGACCUAAAAAGACUCCAGUGUGGUGGUUUCUUGACUGAGUUCUCUAUAACAAGCUCUAAUCCAUCAAAUGUAAUGGAUGAAGCCAACAAGCACUUACAAUCAUGGAUGGCUUGGGACUUCAAACCUUAUUAUGAUAUUACAGGUGAUUCUGGAUCAAUCUGGUUCAGUAAUGGUUCAAUCAAUGCCAAUGUAACUGCUUUAAUAAGCCGGACUUAUGCACAAGCAGUUGCAGGAAAAACUAUUAGCAUGAAAUAUGAUUCAAAAACAAGCACAUUUGUACUGAGUUAUGUAGUGACAGAAAGUUGUACCUCAACAAUAACUGAAAUAUAUUUAAAUGAAGCUCAGCACUAUCCUGGAGGAUUUGAGGUCACAAUUUCGCCAUCAGAUGCAGCUACUUGGAAUAAAGAGGAUACAAAUUAUAUUACAGUCACUCACAAGUCUGUACCUGCUGGAAUGAUAAUUCAAGUUACUGUGGCUAGAAAGUGAUAAUGUGACAUAUGCUAAUUUCUUGCUUUUAUAGUCUUAUCUUAUACGGUUAUUGUGUUCAGCUGUAUGCAUUGAAUUGGUUAUAUUUUUAAUUUAA